Messenger RNA from Podarcis lilfordi (Lilford's wall lizard), 13689 nucleotides. Lineage: Eukaryota; Metazoa; Chordata; Lepidosauria; Squamata; Lacertidae. The record is from the annotation of a GenBank genome assembly.
AUCGAGCGCGAGAUUGAAAGAUUUAAUCCCAAAGCGGCAGAUUCAGAGGGCAUCCUGAGAUGGGACUCUCUCUCCCGUCCGCUCGGCGGAGGGAUAUGUUGGCGCCGUGCCACAGCGACCUCGGCGCGUGCUCGACGUAGGCGCUCUCGAGGCCUGGAAGUAUCUGGGCAUCUUCUCUCCUCCCGCUACGGCCGAACAUGGAAGCGCGCGAGCCGGGUAAGGUCCGUGCGCCGCCCCUCGUGGAGAGUCUUGCGCGCUCGCUGGAGCUGAGGGGGGAGAGAGAGGCUCUAGCAGCCCCUUCUUCCCUCCUCAUAGCCGGGUUGGUCCUGCCCUCUUGAGCGCCGGCAGACCGCCGUGUGGUUCCCAAUUAUUUAAUAACAACAAAAAUCACCCUUCUUUCCAUUUUACUGCUGAAAUUUUCAAAAAAAAAGCGCGGCUGAGCGGGAGGGGGGGGAGGCGUUGUAGAAGCCGUUUUUUCUGUAUGGAGAAAAAACUCAAGUUCCUCGGUGGGAAGUGUAAAUAUUUCGUAUUUUGAGGGAGGUUUCAAGUAGGAAAAAAAAGCCAAAGGAGAUUCCCAAAGGUCUGACUUCCGCACACCCCUGAUGUACAAAGUGAGGUCAAGCAUUCGUAUCCGUUACAAAAAGAGAAACAACAUGAAGCCGCUGAGAUAGAAGGGAAGCAACGGCUGGUGGUGUCCAUUUUGAAACAUGAAGAAAGCGCUACCAGGGUUAAACUAGGGCAGUCUUUCCUCCUGCGUGUUAACCUGCAGGUAUUCUGGACGCCGAUUUCCAUUAGGCCCAGCAAACGUGGCCAGUGGUAAAAUAGGGAAGACAGUGUGGUAUAGUGGUUAGAGCGCUGGUUCUGGACCCAGGAGACGAGGUUUAAAUUCUGACUCUGCCAUUGAAGUUCACUGGGCGACCUUGGGGCCACUCUCUCUGAGCCUCACUUAACCUCACAGGCAUGUGUGGAUAAAAUGGGGAGGAGAAGUAUGUAUGUUGCCUUGAGCUCUUUGGAGGAAAGGUGGGAUAUAAAUACAGUAAAGCCAAGGUCAGACACCUGAUCUAUCCAGUACUGUCUAUACUGACUGGUGCUCUAGGGUUUCAGACAGGACUUUCCCAGGAUUGAACCUGGAACUUGCCACUGAGCUAUGGCAAUUCCCCAAAGUGAUGUUGAGGGUUGUAGUCCAAUAAUAUUUGGAGGGCAACGGAUUGGGAAAGGCUGAAAUAGAAACUUCCACAUGUUUUUGAGUGAAGAUUUCCUUCCAGCCACCAUGCAUUGUGGUUUCUCUUUCUCCUUUUUUUGCAUGCACAUGCUUGGUUGGUUGCUUCUUGGGUGCACCUGCUAGGAUGAGGAGCAGGGCAGGUGUGCUGGUGCAAAUAUUAACCUUUUGUUCUCCAUACAUAAAUCACUGCUCACCUCUGUGGUCAGCUUGUGUGGGUAAGUGUCGACUUGACUGGAAGACUGAAAAAAGCUAUUUUGAUUAUUAGAGAGGAAUAAAUCAAGAGGAUGCUGUUUUUCUAAUCAGAGAAGCAGUUGCUGCAAUGUUACAUACAAGACCCUGUGUCAGAUAGUUUAAUUGAAACACAGACAGAGAAAGAAAUGGAGUGUCUUCAGAAAUUAAACACAUUACCACCUCUUAAAGUUAUUGAUUUGUUUUGAGGGCUAUGUUGCUAAUGCUCCCACAGCUUUUUUAUGAUAUGAAACUGAAGAGCAUGUAUGACUGAAGAGCAAUUUGCCUGGAAUAACCUGGUUCCAUUUGUUGACAAACCCAUGCCUCUCUCCACAAAAGCAAAACCUGCCACUUACUGGAUUAGAUUAAUCUCUUACAACUUCUGAUCUGGAUGGUUGGUGGAUCUCUUGUUCCAUGCACACAUACCUCACAUAGUGCUACAUUGGGCCUUCUAGGUAGUGGUGCCCACCCUAUGGAAUGCUCUCCCAUCAGAUUUCAAGGAGUUAAGUAACUAUACAACUUUUAGAAGACAUCUGAAGGCAAUCCUGUAUAGGGAAGUUUUUAUACCCCAGCUGGACAGGGUAUAAAUAAUAAAUAAUAUUAUUAAUGUUUGAUGUUUUAUUAUGCUUUUAUAUAGGUUGGAAGCUGCCCAGAGUGGCUGGGGCAAAGAUGGGUGGGGUACAAAUAAUAACUUGUUGUUGUUAAUUUCCACACAUUGGGAAAUCUCAGUAUCAUCUUCACUGACUGGCAGUCUAAUACUGGCACUCUCCCAGCUCUACCUGGAGAUGCCAAGGAUUACACCUGGGACCUUCUGCAUGCAAAGCAGAUGCUGUGCCACUGAGCUGUAGACCUUCCCCUUCUGAAGUUCCACUUGACUAUGAUUCCUAGAAGACCCUGCUCCCUGCCUUGCAGGCCUUUUCCCACCUGGCCUGGGAGGGUGAGGCCCUGACUGACUACAAAAGCUGCUGAAUUCUUGGGCUGGCAUAGUGUUUAGGGGCUUUCGUUGAGGUGUGGGAUAGUUGCUGCUAUUGAUGUUAUUUUUUUAAUUGUUUACAACUACUGUUGUUUGUAAUUAUGUGGGUUUUGUGUGUGUUGUAAGCUGCCUUGAGUGUGAUAUUAAGUUUGGAAAGGUGACAUACAAAUGAAAUGAAGGGCUGACUGAUUAGCAUUUAUGUUCAAAUCUUUCCUUUAUUGUCAAUAAUAGCUUAUUUUAUUCCUACUUUAAUGCUAGAUAUUAUUUCUGUUUCACAUUAGUUGUCUCUAUUUCCACACACACACGGCUUAAUAAGCUUUUGUAAGCUGUCUAACAUUGACAUUUAUUUCCUCCAAUGUUCUCAACAUAGGAUGUUGGAGUGAAAAUAUAUUGGAUUAUUUCCUGAAUGCCAAACAAAUUAAAACAAGAGAUGGAGCUGAAAUCAUCUGGUACCAUAGAGCAAAUAAUAAGUUACAAAUGACAGAGGCGAUACAGAGUAAGUAUUUGCUGGACAAUAUAUUUGAAAACAGACCAACUGUUAACUGAGAAUAUGAUAAAAGUGGUUUAUUUUAGUUUCACAAUGUAACAUGGAAGCACUUCUGAGGCCAGAGUUGAAUUACCAGAGCGCUGCAUGUGGUUUGUUAGAAGAAUAGUUUGUUUCUUUUGUGAUCAUCAAAUCAGAGAGCUACUCAGUUGCCUGGCAGCCAUGCCACUUCAGAAAUGCAUUUCUAGCCCUUAUGUUUUGAGACAAUAUGUGAAAAAUAUGAGUGCAUCAUAAGCUUUAUGCAACAUUUCCUGAAGGCAUUCCAUUGUGGCUGCAAUUAUUUAUUAUAUAACACCCUUUAAGCAAAUUUCCAAGAUGGGAAAGGCAGAGAACCUUAUGGCACGAGCCCAUCCUAAACAGCGGAGAAGAGAUUGCAUGGAGUGAUGGUGGUAAAAUAUUUGAACUCCCAGUCUAGGUAUGUGACAGCAGUGGUGGAAAACCAAUGUCCUUCAAGAUGUUGCUAGAGUAUACCUCUUGUCAUCCCACUGGCCAUGGUAACUGGGUAACUUCAGCUGAUGGUAGCUGAAGUCCAGCAACAUUUAGAGGGGUCAAAGGUAUCCUACCUGGCUACAGGUAGAGGCGUACCUAGGUUCCCUUGCGCCCUUGGCAAGGAGAAAUAUUGGUGCCCCCAUCUCCAUAAAAAAAGCAUGAUGUAAUUAAAUAAUCACAAAAGACUUAAACUGGGGGCUUAACAGCAAAUUCUAUAAAUGUCUACUCAUGAGUACAUAUCACCAAGUUCAAUGGGGCUUACUCUGAGGAAACUGGGUACACAGGACUGCAGCCUAAAUCUGGCACGCUGGAGGCAGGAACUUCUAAGAAUACAGUGGUGCCCCGCAAGACGAAUGCCUCGCAAGACAAAAAACUCACUAGAUGAAAGGGUUUUGCGUUUUUUGAGUCGUUCCGCAAGACGAAUUUCCCUAUGGGCUUGCUUCGCAAGACGAAAUGUCUUGCGAGUUCUUGCGAGUUUGUUUCCUUUUUCUUAAAGCCGCUAAGCCGUUAAUAGCCGCUAAGCCGCUAAUAGCCGUGCUUCGCAAGACGAAGAGACUCGUGGAACGGAUUAAUUUCGUCUUGCGAGGCACCACUGUACAUCACUUCCCUUUUUGUUACUCUGACAAGGCGCCAGCAGAAAGGCACUAACUUGGAGGUUGCACACUUUACUCAGAAGUAAGCAGCACUUAAGUCAAUGGCUUUUGCUCUCUGGGAUAAGCAUGCAGCAGCGCACACACUGGAAACCUGUUAAGGUGAGAAAGAAACCAGGGAUAUUAGAUAUUUUAAGAUGGCUAUCAUUAUCUUCUUCAAGUCCCUCUUUACCAGGCUAAACAUACCAAAUGCACUCAACCAUUUUUCAUUAUGCUUGGUUUCCAGGCACUUCAACAUCUUGGUUGCCCUCCUCUGCACAUGUUCCAGCUUGUCAAUAUCCUCCUUAAAUUGUGGCUCCAAUAACUGGACACAGUACUCCAGGUGUGUGACCAAGGCAGAAUAGAGCAGGACUGUUACUUCCAUUGAUCAGGACACUGUAACUCUGCUGAUGUAGCCAAUAAUAGCAAUAGCUCCCCCCUUUUUUUUUUUGCUGCUACAUCACACUGUGGACUCACGUUAAACUUGGGGCCUACUAAGACCCCUAGAUCAUUUUCACAUGCAAACCAGGUGCCCCCCCAUCUUAUAUUUGUGCAGCUGGCUCUUCCUGCUGAAGUGUAGAACCUUGUAUUUGUCCCUUAGUUUGGGCCUAUCUGUUGACGUCAUAUUGAAUCCCGAUUCUGUCCUGCAACAUUAGUUACCCUUCCCAUUUUUGCGUCAUCUGCAUGUUGGAUGAGCAUCCCCUCAAUACCUUCAUCCAAGUAAUUUAUAAUUUGGAAUAGGUGCAAGUCGCUCCUUGUCCUGCCCUACUCCAGAACUCUCUUUUUCUGGGGACAUACCAUUUUAAAUUAUACCAGUUUAAGUUCUGGCUGAGUCCCAGUUGAGCAAGGUUGAGGGACUUGCUCCAGCAUAGCCCCAGCUGCAUUCAAGAUUUGCCAGAUCAAAAUUUGUUAAUUUUGGCAGAUCCUGGGUUGGAAUUGCACUGUAAGUCUAUAACCCUAAUCCCAUUGACCUGGGAAUAGGACCCAUUUAAUCCAAUGGGACUUGCUUUGGAGUAAAUAUGGUUAGGGCUGGAGCCUAAAUUGUUUGCCUUAAAAAGCACAAACAAGAAAAAUUAAUUAAGUAGCUUCUGUGGAGUACAAAAUAAGGAGAAGAAUGCAAUUAGUGUGCCUUUCAAUUUACUUCCCACUCACAAAUUAACUUGUCAACUGUUUUUUAAAGCAAAGAUUCUUAAGCUUAAUGUUUUAAGCUAUGUACUUCUAUUCCAGCAAACAACCCUGCUCUACAGUGUGAUUAGGAAAUAUUUGUAUUUAUGAAUAUAUUUAAAAUAACACUGACAAGUGAAUGCAAUACUCCUGGUUUCCCCAAGCCUCCCAGAUGAGCUAUGCGAACAGAGAUAUGAAUCUAUGUUUCCACUGUCUGUGUCUAGUGAUCUCCUUCAAGUGGAUUAAACUGACUCUUAAGUGAUACAUAAAUGUUAGAUAGCAAUACAAUUUAUCCAUGACAAAUUUAAAUGUCACAACACUGCUUGUUUUACUUUUUCUGUUCAUGUUUUUGUUCAUGUUUUUGUAAACGAACAGGUCCAGCUCACAUGAUAGAGGCUGAUGUCCUUCUUUGUGAAGAAGAGGGAAGUGGUGAGCCCAUCAUGGCUCAUCCACCUGAAACCAGUAGUGAUAACACAUUAAAGGAAUGGCUGAAUGAAAUUAAAAACACUAGCAAGGGCAUCAAGCUUGAUUUUAAAAGGUAUUUGGAAUAUAUAUAGAUAAAUGUUUGUAAGAUUAAGGGUGCAGUCCUAAAUGCACACAUGCUUACUAAGAAGUAAGUUCCAUGGAGCUUAGUGGGACUGUCUUCCCAGUAAACUUGCAUAAGUGCAAUUCUACAGUUCUGUCUUAACAGUAAUUAUAACAUUAGAUAUAGCCAACAGCAAACCCGUUAUUAUCUCUUAAGUUUUAAAGCAUUUGAGGAUAAGUAAAAGAAAGCAUUUUGCUUAAGUUAAACAUUUCCCCCUGCAAAAUUCCUCAGUUCCCCCCUUUCCCACUUUCAUGUGAUCUGCAGCCUCACGUUUAGUCCAUUGCAUUUUCUCUUAAUAUAAUUUAUACCUUAUCCUUCUUAUUCAAUACAGUACAAGGCAGCUUACAAAAACUAAAAUUACAGAUAAAAGCAUGAUCAACGAAACAUUAAUAAAUGGUCACAUGCAGCUAGAAUAUACGAUGUUACAAUGCAGCUGUUAUAGAUAUUAGAAUAGAGCUUGAACCAUAAAGCAUCACACUAUAUUUAAUGAUAUUUAAUUUAACAUGUAUCACUUUACAGUCUGUGUUAUCAUGGUUAAUUUCCUGAGCUGGAAUUUCAUGGUGUAAAAAUCUUUAGAAGCUGACAAUAAAGAGCAUUAUAUGACUCAAUCCUAGUGUUACAGAUAAGCGGGUGGUGCUGUGGUCUAAACCACUGAGCCUUGGGCUUGCCGAUCAAAAGGUUGGUGGCUUGAAUCCCCACGACAGGGUGAACUCCCAUUGCUCGGUCCCAGCUUCUGCCAACCUAGCAGUUUGAAAGCAUGCUAAAAGUGCAAGUAGAUUAGUAGGUAACACUCCGGCAGGAAGGUAAGCGGUGUUUCCGUGCGCUGCUCUGGUGUCAGUAUUCCGUUGUGCCAGAAGCAGCUUAGUCAUGCUGGCCACAUGACCCGGAAAAACUGUCUGCGGGGCGGACAAACGCCAGCUCCCUUGGCCUGUAAAGCGAGAUGAGCGUCGCAACCUCAGAGUCGUUCGCGACUGGACUUAACUGUCAGGGGUCCCUUUACCUUUACUAAAAUGUAUUCAGAUUACUUGUUGUUCUGUCUUUACAGCCUAGCAGCUGUUAAUCCGUCAAUGAAGCUUCUUGGAGACAUAAAACUCAGGCAACCUGUUUGGAUUAAUGCAGACAUUCUUCCUGGACCAAAUGGAAGUAAUUGUGUAGUAGAUGCAAAGGGGUUUCUAGACACUGUGAGAACAUUUUUUCCAGAUGUAACUUUGUCAUUAGGAUGGACAACUGGGUGGAUUAAUCUAAAAUGCAAUAUAGGUAAGAAUAAAUAUUGGAAUGCUUCACAAGAAUUAAUCCACCUAAUACUAUGCAAGAUACAAUAUCAUGCAGUUAAUCUACCUAACAGUAUUCAUUCUAGGAAAUUAUGUCAAGCUGUUAUCAUUGACAUAGUUUAUAUUUUAAAUUUUAAUUUGUGUUUCCUUGUACUUGGUCAUCCUAGUUGUCUAUCUGCUCCUUUCAGGUUUGGGACCUCUGAUGCUGUGAUGCUUUCCCCCCAUUAAAUAAAAUUAGGAAAGCUUCUCUGUGUGUACAAAAGAAUGAGCAUGCAGAACUGCCUGCUUAAAUUAAGUGAAACUAACUUACUGUGAAUUACUUUAACAUGUGAAGUGUGCCUGGGUCAUGUUAAAAUCCAGGACUGUUACCUUCCAUAUGCCUGUACACACAGCACAGUAUGAAACCUGUUUUCCCAGCUAUUUGAAAAUAAAUGUUGUUCUAGGUUUGUAUGCUCUGAAGCCAACAGGAAUUUGAGUCUGGAUUUAAGAUUUCUGGGCCCAUUUCACAGCUUGGUGCUCAUUGUCUCUUCCCCUGGUGCCUAGUUCCUGAAAAAUUAUUUCUGAUCAUUAAUAUUUUGUGGUUGUAACUUUAAAAAACCCACACAUGCUGCUGAGAUGGCAGAAUAAGUGCUUGAAUGAAUUAUGUGUUUUGUUAUUUUUUUAGGCUAUAGUUUAGCAAUGGUGCAAGAAAUGGCCAAGAUAUGUAGAGAUCUUACUCAGCCAAUAACAUUUCCUGUUCGAGCUGCUUUGGUUCGUCAGUCAAUACCUGAACUACUGUGGUUAUUACAGCAGUCAAACAGGUAUAGUUAACAUCAAUUGGGGUGAUUUGGGGAUUGGAGACCAACUGGGCGAUUGGGGUGGCAUGUAACAGUAUGUUCAUUGUCCAUUGAGCAUUUCUCCCUCAUAGAACUGAAUGGAAAGGCUCUGUACACCAAUAGCUUAGCAUUAAUGCUAGUUAACUACCCAUUCAUUUUUUUAAAUCAGUGUGUCAGGUAUAUAGUUCAACAUUUAAGUAUUAAAGAGAAGGGCCGUGGCUCAAUUGUAGAACAUCUGCUUUGCAAGCAGAUGGUCUUGGGUUCAAUCCCUGGUUUCUCAAGGUAGGGCUGAAAAUUGCCCCCAUCCAAAACCCUGGGGAGUGAGUGUGGACAGUAGGCUAGAUGGACGAAGGGGCAGACUUGGCAUAAGGCAGCUUCUUGUGUUGGUAUUACUAAUGAUGGACAUACUUGAGCAAAAAGCAAUGAGCUUGUGCACAUAUGCUUAAAAACUUGACAGAAUGGAAUGAUUGUAUAAGGCAACUUCAAUAUAUGCCAAAAAUACCUAGUAUUUUUUUCUGACAUUGUUGGAAUUCCCCAGUUUGAACAUAAAAAGGAACUUGGACUUAAUGUAAGUCAACCAUGAUGCUGGUGUGCUAGAGGAAGGAGCUGUGCAAUGAUGUUGAUAAAAUAUUAGCAGAGACACUUCUAUCAUUUUAAUAAUAGAUUCUGCCUAUCUAAAAUUUUAAUAUUAAUGUUAUUUGCUUAAGUUUUAUGUAGACUUCUAUAAAAUUAAACCAAAGUUUUGGUGACUUUCAUUCCAGAUACACUCUGACAAUUUGGACAGGAAAACAUGAUGUCUAUUCCGUAGAAGAUCUGCUCUUCAUCAGAGAUAGCUUUGAUAAAAGUAGAGUUUUUUAUGAUAUCUUAGAACCACAAAAGUCUGAGUUUAGAAAGGCCAUAGGAAUGCAAAUUGUGGCAUAAAGAGAACAGACUGUGAUCAGAGUUCAUGUUUAUGGAACGGGGCUUUUCCAUAUUCCGCUUCUCUUUGCAGUGCUCCUCGCUCACCCAAUCUGCUUCUCGGGGUUGGGAAUUCUUAGGAUGGUAUGGGAGUUGAGAGAGUUACACCUGGACAUUAAAUAGAACUUUUACUGUGGCUUUCCAGAGGUAGUUGUACUCUUAACUCCCAUAUUCCCUGACCAGUGGUCAUGCUUGCAGCGCUGAUGGGAACUGGGAAUCAAACAAAAUAUUUGGAGGACCACAAGCUCCCCAUCUCUGACCUAAUCUAUGUAAAAAAAGUUAUUGUUCUGGAUACCAUAGUGCCACUAUCCCAUGAAUACACAAAGUAUAAUAUACAGGAAAUCCACUGAUUGCUAUACUUACCGCCAUGUUAACUCAUUGUAUAUAUGAUCCAUUACCUAAAGUGGAGCGCUAUAAUAUACCCAUCUUAGCCUCAGUCAUGGAAACACACCUGAAGGUCUUACAGCCAGCACUUUUGAUUCUGCAAUACCUAGUGCACUGAAAAGAGUGGUGGAGCAGGUAGAACUACUAUAGUGCAAGCCUAUUUCAUCAGAUUAAUGAAAUUAACUGAUGAAUAAAACUCUUACUCAGCCCAUAAAAGCCCCUCUAAAGCACAUAAGGUAGUCUAUUUGUCAUUCAGUUUAUCAAGCACAUGUGGGGAAUUAUUGCCUGGUCUCCCUCGCCCCCAAAAGAUAAUUUUUCUUCCUAACUUUGCUGUUGGCCGCUGUCAGCGAAGGGGACAGUUACAGCACUGACUAACAUUUAAGAAAGUGGAUCUAUUCAGUUAAACAGAGAAGUGAUUCCUACCUCUCAAAAAUAAUUCAGAUACCCAGGAUUUUAGUGUAGCUGUGAUCAGGCAGUAGCAUUUCUUACUCCUAAAAGCAAAAGGUAUAUUUUUUUGACCUGAGUGUGGAAACAUUUUAAAAAUCACCCUGCCAGUGUCAAUUCAAGUCUAUCUGCAUUUGAAUCAAGAGUUGGCAUACUUUAUCUCUUACAUACCAGGCUGCAACAUUUGAUAAACAUCAUACUAUACUUAGCAUUAUAAUGAAACUACAACAAGUAUUUUUAUUCAUUCUAUUAUUUAUUUCAGAGUUUUUGUACCCAGCUCUUCCACUGGAGCAAAGGGUGGUUUACAACACAACAUACAGUAUAAACAGUACUAUAAUCUAAAAACAAAAUAAAAUCAUACAUCCAUUAUAAAACAGCAGUACUUAGCCUCAACUCCAACUAGCAGCAACAUCAUCUGGUUUUAGUUUGAUUCUGCUUCAAAUUAAUGUUUCAUUGAAAGCAACUGCCACUUCAGUACAUAAUUUUCAAACAUGUAUUCCCUUUUAGUCUUCAAUGCUCAGGUCCCAUGCUUUUUAAACUUUUACAGAAGGCAAAUUCACAUCCAUCCACUUAAAAUGUCAUUUUUUUUCUUACCUGGUUGUUAAGCUUAUUGUGUUUUCUUCAUUAUCCACCUAUUUGUAAUCACAGAGCCUUUGGUUACAGUUUGAGUAGAUUUAUUUCUGUACUUUCCAUAAACCUACUUUAUGUUAUCUCAUAGAGCUCCCAUACAAAGCUGGGCUGUUGUGCUUGGAAACUGAAGAAUGUUAUCCUUAUGGGUGCAUGUUAUUUGCUUUAUAUUACCAGCAUUUGUGUGCACUAGAAAAUACAUAAAUGAAACUGUAAUCGUUCUAAAAUGAUUUGAUGUUGCAGAAAUCUCUUUCCUCAGACUCAAUAAAACUGUUUUUGAAAUUACCAGCAUGUCUUUGAUACAGUUUCUCCUACAUUGUUAAAAGACAGCUACUUAUUUCUGUAAUAACUUUAUUAACAUUUAAAGCAAAAUUAUACAAAUAACUUGUGGGAGUUAGAUUUAGAAAGUUUGGCUGUUACUUUGAUAAGCUGACAAAUGCAAGAAAGCUUCCCAACACAAGACUUUUACAAGCUGAGUUCUAUGGCACUUCAUAGACUAGUAAACUAAUCAUGGCAUAAGCUUUGGAGGAUAAGAGUUCACUUUAUCAGAAGGAGAUUCUAAUUCAUGAACAUUUAAGGAUCUUUAAGUAAAGAAUAACCUUUCAAAAUUCUUAUUAGGGCAAUACCUUUUUUUAGGCUAACCAAAAUGUCACCAAACAGUGUGCAAGCUUUUAAAUUAUCCUGACCUCUUUUUCAGGUUGUUAUAAACAAAUGGAGAUGGCUGAGAGAAAUUGGCUGGUGGUGGAGCCAUGGAAUCUGCAUCCAGUCACAGACUCAAGACAGAAUGCAGGCAAAACUGUGCCCAAGGAACGGUGCUGGGUUUUUUCCUUAGGGGCAACCACCUCAUGCCCUGCCUUCCCGUCCCCCCACACCCUACACCUGCAACGAUGGUCAGCAGCCCAGUUCCUGGCUGGCCCUUCUAAUUCCCACCCCAGAAAGCUCUCCACAUCCUUUCCUGGAUCAUGGCAGGGAGGAUGCAGGUGCACAAAAAGAAAGAAAGAAAUGAACCAUGGAGGAGAGAAAGGAGAGAAGCUGUCACCACUAAAGCAGCAGCAUAAUGGGGGAAAGCCAGGGUGGUGGUGGUAGGAGGAGCGCCACCACAUAGAGAAAGUGGGCAGACAGUGGGGAGAUUAAGGUAAUGGGAUGGGGCGCACACUGAUUUGGCCCAGGUCCCAUUGGACAGCCGUGGUGGUCGGAGGUAGCAGCAGAUAUUAUGAUUAGGCUCCGCUAGGUGCAAUGCAGGUUUUAGGUUGGCCCAAAGGCUUCUGGGAAGAAUGAACAUACAAUGGUCCCACCAAACUUGGGAAGAUAUUUUUAAAAUAUUAAGUAGGCAAAGCACACCAGUUCUUUGGUAGGUGGAAAACAGGAAUUUGUUUUUGUCACAGUCCUCUAUAAAUAGAAAGCUAAAAUGUAUCUCAUGUCUGUAGAAUAUAUCAUCUCAUAAAAAGUUACAAGUUACAACCUAGUGCAUAGAGGAAGAGUGUAACAAAAGCUUAUAGAAAUUGUCAGACUGCACAAAUAAAUGUUUGUACAGUGGUACCUCGGUUUACGAACUUAAUCGGUUGCGGAAGUCCGUUCUUAAACCGAAACUGUUCUUAAAUCGAGGCACACUUUCCCUUAUGAGGCCUCCCGCUGCCAGUGCUCUUCCACCGUUCGGCUUCCGUUCAUAAACAGAGGUAAAGUUCGCAAACUGGGACACAACUUCCAGUUUUGCAGAGUUCGUAAACUGAAAAGUUCGUAAGCAGGGCUGUUGUUAAACUGAGGUACCACUGUAGUGGGAAAUAGCUUUGCAGUGGAAGCAACACCACUGUUGCUUUGUUUUCAACCUAUGAAUUAAUUCAGUGCAUUUUGGAUUCCAUAUUGGCAGGAUUGCUAAUACAUCAGCUUCUGUGAGAAGUCAUUACAUUUUGCUUAAACUGGUAUGACAUCAACUCCAUGAUUCUAUGAGGAUAAAAUCAGAUAGAUGAUAGAUCUAUAGAUAGAUGAUAGCUGUAACAUGUAUAGAACUAAAUCUUGCCAGAUUAGCAUUAUGCUCAGGUCAUCAAGGAAAACCAUUCCAAAAGAUCUAGUGCUGAAUCUUUGUAUGUCUCAAUAGUCGCAUUGUUUCCAUAUAUUGCUCAGCUUGCCUGUAUACAAUGCAAGGAAAUCCACAGUGUGAGCAUUAAGGAAUAUGCCAAACUAAUUCCCCAUUACAUUUUAAAAUUCUGGAUGGAUUUUGAAGCUUAGAAUCACAACUGAAAAGGAAACUCAUACUGUUUCAUUUUGAAAUGCAUUUGAUAAAUUCUGUGGCAAUUUCCAACCUACAUUUGCUUCUCUGCAAGGUGAAUUUUUCUUUCAAAGAGAACAAUUCUCCCAUCUCUUUUUAUGACAGUGGUUUUGAUACUGGAAAACUCAUUAUUCCCUUAAUCCGUUUUCUUAUAACCUGAAAUGUCAAACCCUUGGAUGACAUUGAACUGCCCACAUUUGCAUCUGUUUACACAGUGUUCAGGGAGCAGACUGGAAUGAGUCAAGGUAAGCUCUUUUCUCUUAAACAUAUGCCUAUCCAUUUGAAAAUGCACAUACUUCUACAUAAAUGUUGGGAGGGGGCGGCUAGGCAGUAGAGAACCGACGUAUGAAUUCAUAUCAAAUACAUAAUUUACAUGUGGAAUUACAGGUUUAUCACAAAACAUCAAACAAUUCAAAAGGAUAUACAAUUUUGAAUUUAUAAAAAUAAAUGACAUAUAAAUAAAAGCAUGAGAAAGUUUCCUGAAAGCUACUGGUACUACAUUUCAGUCUUUGUAAGGAAGUUAUUUUACAAAAUUUAUCAGAUACAGGUAUAUAAAUAUUGUACAAUAUUGGGGGGGGGCAAAGAGAUGUUUACCGUAUUUUUCGCUCUAUAGGACGCACCUUUUCCCCUCCAAAAAUUAAGGGGAAAUGUUUGUGCGUCCUAUAGAGCGAAUGCAGGCUCCUUGGCUUCAGCGAUAGCAACGUGAAGCCUCUGAAGCACAGAGGGAGCGCUCCCUCUGCGCUACGGAGGCUUUGGGUUGCUUUCCCUGAAACCUGGAGAGCUAGAGGGGUCGGUGUGCACCGAUCCCUCUCACUCUCCAGGCUUCAGGGAUAGCCGCCUGAAGCCUGCGGAGCGCAGCGCGAGUUCCCGCUGCACUCCGCAGACUUCAGGUUCCUUUCGCUGAAGCCAGGAGAGCAAGACUCUCCUGGCUUCAGCAGAGAGGGAGAGCUGUGCAGCGCCCCUUCAGCGAAGCAGGGGGAGAAAUGGAAGGGGCUCCGUUUCUCCUGCCGCUUUGCUGAAGAGGCGCUGAGCAGAGAGGGGGAGAAUUUUUUUUUCUUGUUCUCCCUCUCUAAAACAAGGUGCGUCCUAU